Suricata suricatta (meerkat) is the source of this 2098-nucleotide messenger RNA. It is a transcript of the gene ZMPSTE24, whose product is annotated as zinc metallopeptidase STE24. The record is from RefSeq and is a predicted model, not a curated record. NCBI's taxonomy places the organism in Eukaryota, Metazoa, Chordata, Mammalia, Carnivora, Herpestidae. Gene Ontology annotation, cellular component: endoplasmic reticulum membrane. Gene Ontology annotation, molecular function: metalloendopeptidase activity. The transcript has 10 exons. Bases 715 to 1968 code for a protein of 417 amino acids. Gene Ontology annotation, biological process: CAAX-box protein processing.
CCCACCUGACCCCGACACCUGGCCAGCCCGGGCUAGCGUCGGUCUCGACCCGCAAGUCCCUGCAAGAUUCCUGCGGCCCCAGCACCAGCCUUGACCCUGUGGGCCCCUACUAGGCCUCCUAAGUUGGUCCGAUGGCGGGCUUGGCCUUGAGGGUAUCUGGUGCUUCUGGGAGGUUUUCCGCGAAGUGAUCCUGCGACCCAGGCCGGUUUGGGCCUGGUGAAAGGGAAGGCCGGGCCGUCUUGAGUUGACUUGAUUCUUGCUUGGCCCACAGCUUUCUUAGGAUCCUCGGGCCCAGACUUACCUCCUUUAUCAUUGGCAGCGACCCGUGACCACUUAAAAGGAAGAUGCAACAUUUUUACGAAAUCACAACUUCCUGGUGAUGUUCAACCGUGGGAUUAGGAAACCAUUUUCUGAAUAUAAAGACUUCACAAAUCCUUCUAAAGACCGAAACUUUUCCCCCUAAACAAACAGAAACCAAGCAUGUAUACAGUAGGUUGUUUUGCCCAAAGGACAAUAUGUUUUUGUUUUUCAUAAAAAGGUCCUUCUUAUUUUUGUUUAAACAAUUAGAGUUGUACAAUACAAAGUGAAAGUUACUUAAUAACCGUUUCCUGGACGUAAUCGUAAUGAAUGGCUGGCUGUUAGAGAUCUGAACUUUUAAAUGAGAGACGGAUAUAUAAAACAACAACUCACGUUCCACUGGAGUUAGGACAAAUCAUGGAUUCAGAAACCUUUGAGAAAUCCCGACUGUAUCAGCUGGAUAAAAGUACUUUCAGCUUCUGGUCAGGACUCUAUUCAGAGAUUGAAGGCACUCUUAUUCUUCUUUUUGGAGGAAUUCCUUAUCUCUGGAGACUUUCUGGACGGUUCUGUGGCUAUGCUGGCUUUGGACCAGAAUAUGAGAUCACUCAGUCCUUGGUGUUUCUCCUGUUGGCUACACUUUUCAGUGCAUUGACUGGUUUGCCGUGGAGUCUUUAUAAUACUUUUGUGAUCGAAGAAAAACAUGGUUUCAAUCAACAGACCUUGGGCUUCUUCAUGAAAGAUGCAGUCAAGAAAUUUAUUGUGACUCAGUGCAUUUUAUUGCCUGUGUCUUCACUUCUACUUUAUAUUAUUAAAAUUGGGGGUGACUAUUUUUUUAUAUAUGCCUGGCUGUUCACAUUAGUUGUUUCUCUGGUGCUUGUCACAAUCUAUGCUGAUUAUAUUGCCCCUUUAUUUGACAAAUUCACGCCUCUGCCUGAGGGAAAGCUUAAACAAGAAAUUGAAGUAAUGGCAAAGAGUAUUGACUUUCCUUUGACUAAGGUGUAUGUUGUUGAAGGAUCUAAACGCUCUUCCCACAGCAAUGCUUAUUUUUAUGGCUUCUUCAAGAACAAGCGCAUAGUUUUGUUUGACACUCUACUAGAAGAGUAUUCUGUACUAAACAAAGCCAUCCUGGAAGAAUCUGGCAUGGAAGCCCGCAAAGAUGGAGAAGGAGACAGUGAAGAAGUGAAACCUAACGUUAAAAAUAAGAAACAAGGAUGUAAAAAUGAGGAAGUGCUUGCUGUACUAGGCCACGAACUGGGGCACUGGAAGUUGGGACACACAGUCAAAAAUAUCAUUAUCAGCCAGAUGAAUUCCUUCCUGUGUUUCUUCUUGUUUGCUGUAUUAAUUGGUCGAAAGGAGCUUUUUUCUGCAUUUGGUUUCUACAACAGCCAACCGACUCUAAUUGGAUUAUUGAUCAUCUUCCAGUUUAUUUUUUCACCUUACAAUGAGGUUCUCUCCUUCUGCCUAACAGUCCUAAGCCGCAGGUUUGAGUUUCAAGCCGAUGCAUUUGCCAAGAAACUUGGGAAAGCUAAAGACUUAUAUUCUGCUUUAAUCAAACUAAACAAGGAUAACUUGGGAUUCCCUGUCUCGGACUGGCUGUUUUCAAUGUGGCAUUAUUCUCACCCUCCACUCCUGGAGAGGCUUCAAGCUUUGGAAAAUUCAAAACAAGACUGAGGUGCCCAAGGGCCGCGACUCGAAGACAUUUCCGAUUAUUUCUGUCCUGGCAGCAUGUUCCAGCUCUUGAUGUUUUUAAACCUUUUUUUUUUUUAAAGAAAAAAUAUUAAGUACAGAAAAACAUUUAAUA